Erigeron canadensis is the source of this 742-nucleotide messenger RNA. Its product is annotated as PLAT domain-containing protein 3-like. The record is from RefSeq and is a predicted model, not a curated record. NCBI's taxonomy places the organism in Eukaryota, Viridiplantae, Streptophyta, Magnoliopsida, Asterales, Asteraceae. The transcript has 2 exons. The coding region runs from base 115 to 657 and encodes 180 amino acids. Gene Ontology annotation, molecular function: protein binding.
CGUGACUCGUGAGGGCCGGGCAUCUUAAUUUGUUUUCUAAUAAUAAUAAUCUUUCUAUCUAUAUAUCUCAUCUAUACACACAUUACACACAGAUAUCACAGAUCCAAGAUCACCAUGGCUACAUUCAAAGUCAACGUUCUCUUAUUCAUCACUCUUUUCAUGAUCAUCUCCGUCGUCAGAUCUGAUGAUCCAGAUUGUGUGUACACUGUCUACGUGAGAACCGGAUCCAUCAUAAAAGCCGGAACGGAUUCAAACAUGACAUUAACACUAUACGAUGCUGCAGGGUAUGGAAUCCGAAUCAAAAACUUAGAGGCAUGGGGAGGUUUAAUGGGGCCCGGAUACAACUAUUUUGAAAGGAGUAAUUUAGAUAUAUUUAGCGGAAAAGGUCCUUGUUUGACAGGGCCACCAUGUGAAAUGAAUAUUACUUCAGAUGGCACUGGAUCGCACCACGGUUGGUACUGUAACUAUAUUGAAGUUACUACAACCGGGGCGCAUAUUCCAUGUGCCCAACAGAGUUUUACUGUUGAACAAUGGCUUGCUACCGAUACUUCGCCUUAUGAACUUACUGCUGUUAGGGAUUAUUGUGGUGUAUCUGAUAAUGGUGACAAGAGACGUGUGAUUCGUGAGUCUGGUUCCUCGUUACGUUCUGUAGUUUGAGGAGGCAUUCGGUUUGUGUCUGUUUUUGUUUGAGUGUGGGGAGGAUUUGAGCCAGCUUUUACUGUUUUAAUAAUCAUCGGAGGGU